This is a messenger RNA of Histoplasma capsulatum G186AR, 2289 nucleotides long. RefSeq names its product ubiquitin C-terminal hydrolase. The transcript has 5 exons. Lineage: Eukaryota; Fungi; Ascomycota; Eurotiomycetes; Onygenales; Ajellomycetaceae. Gene Ontology annotation, cellular component: cytosol; nucleus. Bases 1 to 2289 code for a protein of 762 amino acids. Gene Ontology annotation, biological process: protein deubiquitination. The record is from RefSeq and is a predicted model, not a curated record. Gene Ontology annotation, molecular function: cysteine-type endopeptidase activity; cysteine-type deubiquitinase activity.
AUGAAUGGAAUUCAGAAAUUUCUCUCCAAAAGAGAGGGACGAAGCAAAUCGAGAAGUACAUCCCCUUUGAAGUGGCGACGGAUGCUAGAUUCUGGUAAUAAUCCCGCCCCUAAACUACUCCCCUCGCCACAUUUGACUCUGUUCUCAUCGGACAAAUCGAGCUACGACAAUAGUACCAAAGUUGAGGAAGAGGACGACAAGGUUAGCGCUGAGGAACCCUCAUUGUUUAUUACUUUCCUAAUAUAUCCAACGAGGCUCUCGAACAUAGGAGUUACCACUCUAGGAAAGCCGCAAAUUCGAUAUGCCCUCCGGUCCAAAAUCGCUUGUGGUCGUGUGAACGAAGCAUACGAACUGCUUAUUCUUCUUGAUGAUUCUCUCCACGGCAUCUUGAGAUUUUACAAUCCUUCCAUUAAAUUACUAGGUGCCGAAAAUCGAAAUGGAGUCACAUGCUAUCUGGAUGCCCUUCUCUUCGCAAUGUUUGCUCGCUUGGAUUGUUUUGAAGCAAUCCUAUACAACUCGUUCGAUGAUGAACCUCGACAGAAUUUGUCAGUGCUUUUAAGGCUAUGGGUGAAUCUGUUAAGAUCUGGGAAAUUGAUUACCACCGAUUUCACGAAACAAAUCCAAGACGCACUGGCAAAGUGUGGAUGGCAUGCUGCUGCGGGAGGGCAGCAGCAAGAUGUCUCCGAAGCGUUCACAUUCAUUACUGAGAAGCUCAAUCUUCCGCUACUCACUUUGAAAAUGGAUAUUUUUCAUACAGGAAGAGAAGAAGCAGGUGAUGACCAUAAGUUUAUAAACGAGCGACUACUUGAAGUCGCAAUCCCUUCUGAAACGGUUGACGGCAAGCCCAUAACUUUGGAGGCCUGUCUUGAAAACUACUUCAACAACCGUAUUGACGUCAAAAGAUAUCUGGAACGUAGAAAUACAGGGAUGUCUGUAAGCUCAAUGGAUUCUGUGGCAAAGGAAUCGUUUAUCCAUGUCGAAACAACCGACCUAGGUACUUCGUCGCAAACCGCGUCUCCAAUUUCUGCAUCAUCUUUCUUCUCGAAAACCACCCAAAUAACCAACUAUCCUUCUCCUCUACCCGAAACAACCCAUCCAAUGAAUCCAAACUCUCGUAUGCGCUCGACCAGCAUAGUAAUGGAAAGAUUCAUUCCUGAGAAUAAACUCAAGGAAAAUGAAGGCAAGACUAAUGGAGUGACACCGAAUAAUGCCCGGAAAGGGAGUCUUCGCAAAGAGGUCAUGAUGCCUGCUUGGCAGAUAUUUAGCUUAAUACCCUGGUACACCGACAGUACACUCAGCGACGCACAAUCCGCAAUUCAUUUCUCUUCCCGAAGGCCUAUUCUUGGAAUUUGUUUAAAACGCUACUCUGUGCUCCCUAAUGGAAACGCAGUGCGCCUAAAUACCUUUGUUGAUAUCCCGAUCGAAAUUGGACUCCCUCAUUUCAUCCAGGAUGAUGAAAUGGAAAACGAAGGCCCGUUAUGUGGGAAUUUCAAACUUUCUCUACAGGCUGUAAUUUGCCAUCGUGGAAACUCCGUCGAGUCCGGCCAUUAUAUAGCCUUAGUCAGGGGCACUUCGCUUAAUGACCCCGAUAAGUCUUCGAAGUACUGCCGUCACUGGAUGCGUUUCGAUGAUUUAACCCAGGAAAGAAUCACACUUGUCGAUAUAGAAAAGGCGCUAGUCGAAGAGUCCCCUUAUCUCCUUUUCUACCAAAUAUUGCCCAUAGACGAUGAUUCUGAAACAGUUUCCCGCGGGCGCCUCUCAUCUUCCAACGACGAGGAGGCGCAAUCUCGAAAACUAUUUCAUAAUCCGUACCCGGAUGUAACGGUGAAUGACAGUUCUGAUGUUGAAACAGAUGGUGUACUUCAUGAUCACUACCCUAAUCAUCGGUUCGAAUCCCCUGGCGCGUCAUCUCCUAAUUCACAAAUCCGUUUUCCUGCGGAAGCAAACGAUGAAUUUGUUGGUGAUCGAGUUAAGUCUACCUUGUCCUCCGAAGGAACGUCUACAUCCGCGAAUGCUGUUCGUUCAAUUAGCCGGGAAAUGCCAGAUGUGGUGGAUGAUGGGCACAUGAUUCAUGCAUCUACGAAAAAUGAUACUAUAGUUGUUGUUGAGCCCACAUCCGACGUCGAUUUCGAAGGGAGCAACACCAGAAGCUCUAGGGUUGAAAGGAGAGCACAGGCCAAACAUGCAAUGCUGGCGAAGGAAAAACCGGAUAAUCCUGUGAAGCACCGAAGCCAUCAUUCUCUGAAGAAAAGAAGUGGAAAACCUGACCGGGAAUGUCUAGUAAUGUGA